ACCUUGAGCGGACAUGAUGCGACGUAAGGAGACCAAGGUCUUGUUGACGCUCGAAGAAGUGCGCGAGGCCUUCGAGCAGCAGACGCCACUGGCAGUGAAGGACGCACUGGGCGUCAUCCAUGAGGCGCAGUUUCUCAUGAACCUGGAGCAGAACGUUGUGGACGUGCCGCUACGAACUUCAACUUAUGUAUUUGGAGAUAUCCACGGCCAGUUCUACGACCUAAUGCAGUUGAUGGACGCCGUUGGCAUUGCCGACUUGGCAGAGCGUGAUGUCCAGCUAGUGUUUAUGGGCGACUACGUGGACCGAGGGGCCUUCUCGUGCGAAGUCAUGCUGUAUCUACUACUGCUCAAGAUUCGGUUUUCUGACAAAGUGGUGUUGCUUCGUGGCAAUCACGAGUGUGAAUCGAUCUCAUCCUUCUACGGAUUUCGCAAUGAAUGUCGAGUGAAAUACGGCAUCUCGGCGUACUACCACUUUUUGUCCUGUUUCCAGUCGAUGCCAGUGGCUGCCACGCUGUCCACGUCACGUGGAAAAGUUUUUUGUGUGCACGGUGGAUUGUCACCUGAGUUGAAAACGAUCGAGGACAUUCAAAUGAUGGAUCGACGUCGAGAAAUUCCUACCACUGGACUGUUGUGCGAUCUCCUAUGGUCGGACCCAAAGACUCCACAUAGUCGCGAAAUGGCCACAGAAGUGGACACUCAACCAGUAUGGGAAUCCAAUCAGGCCCGUGGAUGUUCGUACUACUUCAAUGCUGCGGCAGUAUUCGAGUUUUUGACCAACAACAAGCUGCUGUCGAUGCUUCGCGCACAUGAAUAUGAGGAUGAAGGUUUCACUUUCCACUUCAACUCGGAGGAAUACCAAAAGUUGGAUACGCGAGAGGACAAGUCCAUGCCUCCACUCCUCACCGUCUUUUCGGCGCCAAACUACUGCGAUAGCUAUGGAAAUACGGCCGCGUAUUUGCUCUUCCGAAAUGAACCUUUUUCGUGGGAAAUCCAGCAGAUUAAGUCGGCGGGGCAUCCAGCUCCACCGAUUGCGAGUGCAGAGCGAGGAUCCGACAUGUGGCGAUUAUUCAACCAAACUUUGCCAUUCCUUCCAGCAAGCAAGGAGUUUUUCGAAGAAGUUUUGUGGCUAGCAGAAGGGCAUAGAGCUCAAAUGCGAGUUGCCUGUGAGCUGAAUUCUAUUGAUCACAACGAGGUUGACGCUAGCGCUACAGUAGUCGAAGAGGAGCACGAGGAUCCAGCAGAACGACGACGACGUCUGACAAGUGAAAUGCACCCACAAGCUAUCCGAAAGGUAUUAGAUGAUGAAGUGAACAAGUGGGAACUGGUAGAAGAAGCGUCAGCCCACAGUUCAGGCCAAGCAUCUCCUCGAAUCCACCGCAGACCAUCCUUAGGUAACAUGGAUGAACACCAAAUUGAUGAGCGUCCGAAUUUGCUUACUCCACAAGAACUGGACACGAUCAAGCUCAUGUUCUCGUUGAUGGACACGGAUGGCAGCUUGGAGUUGAGCUCGACUAAGGUGUCAAAGUUCAUUCUCAAUAUUCUGGGUGAAAAAAUUAGCUCUGCAGACGCUGACGCCUAUUUGGAUGCUUUGGAUUAUGACCGCAAUGGUGUGGUGGAUUUUGCCGAUAUUCUCUCGUGGGUUGCAGUGAUGAAGGCGAAUCACAACAAACACGAAUCCAGCAGUAUUCUGAGUUGGUCGACAGUGCAAAGCGGUGUUCGCACAUUGACUCGUCAAGUCAUUUCCGGCAAGCUCCUGUUAUGGCUCGCAUUUGCCUGCUUACUACGGGAUAUUAUCGUCCCGAAGCAGCGAAAAGUGAUCAAGUCGUCGUCUAUCCGAGUGCUCGGCUCAGCUUCUCUAGUGUUGUACAUGAUGGGCCUCUUAUCCGGGCGAGAGCGUGAGUGGCUGCGGCUUUCACCUCUGCAACGUGCACUUGGAGCUAUGAUGCAACGAUUCGUAUCCAAGUAAUCAGAGAUCGAAAAAAAUAAUAAUAACGAGAAUAAAAACUAGCUA
Molecule: messenger RNA, 2011 nt
Organism: Phytophthora nicotianae INRA-310
Lineage: Eukaryota; Oomycota; Peronosporomycetes; Peronosporales; Peronosporaceae
Exons: 9
Coding region: 14-1966 (650 amino acids)
Biological process (GO): calcineurin-mediated signaling
Cellular component (GO): cytoplasm; calcineurin complex
Molecular function (GO): calmodulin-dependent protein phosphatase activity; calmodulin binding; calcium ion binding
Source: RefSeq, a predicted model, not a curated record